This is a messenger RNA of Drosophila ficusphila, 1903 nucleotides long. RefSeq names its product protein lon-1. The transcript is spliced from 4 exons. Gene Ontology annotation, cellular component: extracellular region. The record is from RefSeq and is a predicted model, not a curated record. The coding region runs from base 301 to 1500 and encodes 399 amino acids. NCBI's taxonomy places the organism in Eukaryota, Metazoa, Arthropoda, Insecta, Diptera, Drosophilidae.
UUCAAGUCUAGCUACACGUACACGAGAGUGGAGUUGGAGUCGUCGGCUUUUUUUCGUGGCGCUCUUUUAUUUUCGGUUUCUGGCAAACGGCGGUCACUUUUUGCAACCCCACCGUCCCAAAAUUGUGAUAUCAAAAAUUUCUAGCUAAAUUUCAAAAGCUAAAGUGUAUGCAAGAGCAAAUAUAACACUGUCUUUUACGAAAAGGUUAUAUUUGAGAAAUCUACAAAGUGUCUAUAAAAAUAUAUAACACAAAUCAAAUAAAUCAACGUGUUGUUCAAACCCUAAAAUUACAUAACCAAAAUGAUGCAGCCAAGUGCGCUAUUACUAACCACCAUCAUGAUCAUCUCCUGCGGAGUGGUAUUCGCCUGCAAUGGAAAGAUUAUUGCAUCGGGCAUCACGGCGGAAGAGAGAUCAAUCAUCUUGCAGGAGCACAAUCGCCUCCGGCAGAUCGUGGCCACGGGACGCUAUCCGGGUCAACCGGGUGCCGAGAAUAUGCGCGAGAUCGUCUGGGAUGACGAGCUGGCCGCCAGGGCCCAGAAAUGGGCUGACAACUGUCAGUUCCGCCACGAUCCACACCGCACAAUAAAUCGCUUUACGAUGGGCCAGAAUCUGGCGAUCAUCUGGAGUACGGCGCCUUUGGACGCCGAUGACGGGGACUUCCCCUCGCGCAUCCAAAGUUGGUUUAACGAGGUGCAGAAGUACUCCUUCGGAGACGCCUGGUCCCCCAAAACUGGUCACUAUUCUCAGCUGGUUUGGGGCGAGACCAGCCUGGUGGGCUGUGGAUACGCGGAGUACAAGGACACCAGCAAAUACAACAAGCUCUACGUCUGCAACUACGGACCUGGUGGCAACGUGGUUGGCUACAAUCCCUACGAGGUGGGCAAGCCCUCCUGCUCGACGUACGGCAUGAAGCCCUCGUCCCGCUACCAAGGACUCUGCGCCGCUCCAGGAGCCUCCCCAGCUGCCAACAGCGUCUACGGAGCGAACAGCAUUGAAACGUAUGAGUACGGCUACAACAGCAGCCCCAGUCAAAGACAAUCCGCCAAUAACAACCAGCAGACUAACAACAUUAACAAGAACAGCCAGAACAGCUAUAACUACAACCGACAACCGCUCAGUAAUCCCAAACCCGCCCAACCCUCCCCUCCCUCCCCGUUCAACCCACAGGCAGCGGUACCAUCGCCAGCCGGCGGCAGUUCGUUCGGCAGCGCCGCGAAGGGCGGCAGCCACGCCUACACAACGGAGCCAUCGCAGUCGGCCGGGCGGACUCAGUAUCAGCAAAAGUACGAGGCGUAUCGGCCAAGUGCGGCCGAGUUUGAGAAGUCCGUACACAAGCAUACCAUACUACGCACCUACAUAGAGCAGAAUCAGCAGCGGCAGGAUGGGCAGUACCAGCCGAACCAGCAGGAUCAGCAGGUUCAGCAGGAUCAGCAGGACCAGGAGCCCACCAGCACUAGGAAACCGAGUCGUGGAUGGAGCCUGCUGACGUGGCGCGGUUAAAAUGUCAAUAACCUUCGCCUUGUCAAUCCAAAAUGCCGCUCAAUGUAUUAGGCCAUUAAUAGCUACUGUGUAGUGCCAUUAGCCAACCACCAGGAUCCAUCAUCAUCCAUUCAACGUGUCGCCUUGGGACCCCUAGCGAAUCUUAUUUAAACACACACCCCAACAAUUGCCAUAUGAGAUGUAGUAGCUUCCCCACUUUGUGAAUUUCGGCUCUCGAGGAAGAGGAGCGUAGGCGGCGGACGAUUCAUGCCACAGACGAAUAUUUGUAUCAAAUGUUUGCCACCACCACCACCACCCACCUAAAACUGUCAUCCUGUUAAACCAACCAAUCGGCAUUCAACAUCGAUCAGCUAGUUGUAGUAUUGUGUUCAAUAAAACAAGAAAAUUGAUUUGUAAAUUAAAA